UCCAAUUUAAUUAGGAUAUUUUCGAUAUAAAAGACAAAUUUCGGAUACUCGGGAGUUUCGGUUCGGUUUUUAAUUUUUUGGUUUGAUUCGGUUUUCUGGAUUUUGGUAAAUGUUUAGGCCUCAGAAAUGCAAAUUUACCUAAGUACCCUCACUCUUUUACUGUUAUUACAAUAACAGUAUUGCCCCUUAUCACCAUGUAUGCUGAGAAUUUUUGGGAAAGUGAAAAAUGCUGACCUUACAAGUACGACACUGUAGCUUCCUCUGUCCUAACGACAAAGUUCGAAGCUUUGGUAAUGUCUUCGUGAAAAAUGGCGGCGGUUUAGUCAUUGUAAUGUCGAAAAAGAGAGACUUUACGGAGAAAGCAAACGAGAAACGACCUUUCUUGCAGAUCAAAGUCCCCAACACAAUCCUCGCUCGAUCUGCUAUCGCUGUUCUUGGUUUAGGAUUCAUCGAUGCUGGGUAUAGUGGUGAUUGGUCAAGAAUAGGUGUGCUCUCAAAAGAAACAGAGGAGCUGCUCAAGCUUGCUGCUUUUCUUGUUGUUCCUCUCUGUAUCUUUAUUGGCCUUUCAUUCUCCAAUGAAUCAUCUGAUUAGAAGAAUGUGAUAGUUUGUUUACUUUGAAUAUUCUGUGUGGUAGUAGCACAUUGUGACAGUUCGUUUUACUUUGAAAUAUUCUUGGUAAAUGAAAAAAUAAUUAUAACA
Molecule: messenger RNA, 700 nt
Organism: Brassica rapa (field mustard)
Lineage: Eukaryota; Viridiplantae; Streptophyta; Magnoliopsida; Brassicales; Brassicaceae
Source: RefSeq, a predicted model, not a curated record